Molecule: messenger RNA, 1223 nt
Organism: Anopheles gambiae (African malaria mosquito)
Lineage: Eukaryota; Metazoa; Arthropoda; Insecta; Diptera; Culicidae
Product: general odorant-binding protein 99b
Exons: 3
Coding region: 658-1083 (141 amino acids)
Biological process (GO): sensory perception of smell
Molecular function (GO): odorant binding
Source: RefSeq, a predicted model, not a curated record
GUGAUCCAUUCCGGUCGUCGCUGCACUGGGUGCCGCCUUGAGCGUCGCGAUAAGUGCCCCGAGGCCGCGCGAGCGCAUCCUCUGCUUCUUCUGCUGCGAUCAGUGGGGAUACGCUCUCGGGUUUAAUUGAAUUUAUUCGCCAGAUGGCUUGCAAAACGCGCGACGAAUGGCCAAUUGUGGUACCGGGUUUGCUUUAAGUUGAUAAGCGUCGUGAUCGUUACCCAUCGUGCCAGGCCAGGUCCGGGGAGUGGAUGAUGUGGGUGUGUCGUUAGUCUCGCACUUGCAGAUGGAAUCAAUAUUUGGCUGCUGCCUAUGCCAUCUACAAGAGUUUAGCAUCCAGAACCUUAACUUCUAGCGUUGGCUAACACAUCAUCAGCCGGAACUACCCGGAAUGACAACCUCCGACCGUGGGGAGAGCGAGCGAGCGAGCGACACCCCAUCCGUAACGAUAAUUCCCGACCAAUUUCCAUGCCAAGCCGGAAACGAUUGUGUCGAUUGCUGCUGCUGCUGCCUGUAGACCUUGAGCUCAUUUCCCAAGACGCAGUCAGCAUUUUAACCCGAUACAUUCUCACGCGCGGAUAUAAAACGGACCCAGCCCUGCCAACCCACGGCCAGUGGGCAGCGAACGGUGACUAGCGGUGACGAUAUAUCUGCACCAUGCAAACGCUACUCGUAUCGAUUUCCCUGUUUGUGAUGACGCACGGUGCGUACGUGGUGCGGACGUUUGCCGACGCCACCGCGUACCGGGACGAGUGCGUGCAGCAGUACGCCGGGCGGGGCAGCUCGCUGAUCGACUACAUGCGCCAGGUGGCGCUGCACACGGACGACGCGGACAGCCGGUGGUGCAUCGUGCGCUGCAUCCUGCAGAAGGCGGACCUGCUGGACGGCGAGGGCGCCCCGCACGAGGCGAACGUGCACGCCCAGAUGCAGCACAGCAACGCGAUCGUGGAGGACCCGGACGACAUCCGCAGCGAGACGAGCCGGUGUCUGCGCGAGCCGCCCGCGCCCGACAGCGGCGGCGGGUGCCUGCGGGCGUACACGUUCUUCGCCUGCAUCCAGAGCACCGAGUAUGACUUAUUUUGACGACCCGGGUCCCCGGCUGGUCCCAAAACAUGUUUGCUCUAUUGCUACCGCCCAUUUUCGGUGUCGCAUGUAGUUUAGCCUUAAGUGUCUUCAAUAAACACCGUAAGCCCCAAACCCAAAAGAAUGGUGGCGAAAGCGAA